This is a messenger RNA of Brachypodium distachyon (stiff brome), 971 nucleotides long. RefSeq lists its product as uncharacterized. The record is from RefSeq and is a predicted model, not a curated record. NCBI's taxonomy places the organism in Eukaryota, Viridiplantae, Streptophyta, Magnoliopsida, Poales, Poaceae. The transcript has 3 exons. Gene Ontology annotation, cellular component: chloroplast. The coding region runs from base 55 to 435 and encodes 126 amino acids.
CUUGUUGCAUAUCAGAGUUUAGUAUAAUAUUAGUACUAUGUUUGUUCUAUUCUCAUGAUCUGGCAUUUUGCAGAGACCACUUGUUCCAUAUACCAUAACAAGGAUUUCGUAAUCUCUUCAAGCUUAUCGGUUGAUCUGAAAGACAGAGAGGGUUCCUGGAAGGAACAUUUCAAGAAGAUCUCUAUGGAGGAGAGGAGCAAGUUUGAUGAAGAAACGCUUUCGAACUUGGAAGGAGUCAAGACAAGGAAAACCUACUCGAUGAAAACGGAUGGCAGCAAAAAUGAAUAUAUAGUGGUAACCCUUCUGGUCGCUGCCGACGAAACACUGAACCUCCCCGAAGCGAUUCGAAGCGCUGCAGAUCUGGAAGCAGCGGUUUUGAGGCUUAACUCCACACCUGAAAGUGAUCUUCUGGUAAUGCAUCACAGAGUUUCCUAAUUUCCACUCCACAAGUUACCAGAGCUGCUUGAUUUCAGAUGCGUAUUAAUUUGAUAUGAUUAAUUAAUUAUGGCGGAUACAUGUAAUUUUGUAACAAGGCUUGGACUGCGUAUCAAUAUAUCUAACUUCUUGAUUGGUUCGUUCAUGUGACGUUUGUCAUAUUUUGUUGUUUUGCCAAUUGAGGAUCAUACUGUUGUUUCAACGGGGUGUUCAAGUCCUGUGGACGCCUCAAGAUGAGGAUGAUGUUCUUUCGGAGGAGAGGAUGCAGAAGGAUUACCCGUAUCUGAAACCCCUUUUGCGUGGUGAUAACUAGGACGUACUGCCUUCUGCUUCUCAUGCCCUUUGGAUGUUGGAUCGGAGGUUAGGGUCAUUUCUAGUUGGAAGAAGAUCGAAUUAAUAGGUGGGGAUUAAUGCUCCUAUAGGGUUUGUUAGGUUAAACAAUGGAUGAUGUAAUGUGGUGUGUCCCGCCUGCAUGUUAGAGUGAACUGUGUGUCAUACAGAAAUCUUCCCCUCGUUGGUCGGAGGGUACUGUUAUG